GACACAAAGACAACAAUACUGUGUAAAAUCUACGCGGGUUAGAGGUAGUGUGGGAAGGGUCUGCUAAGCUUUUUCUUCACCCUGAUGCUUUUAUUCAUUUAAAUUUGAUCCAGUACCGUUGCACGCGGUUGACAAAUAGCCUAUUACAUGAUUCGAGUGUUUAUCCUUUAACUGUUUGCUCGACAAAAUGACAGACCACACUAGACUUAAAAGCGAUAUAGUUGAAAAACUUCUGGGUUACUUUUAAUGGUUUUGUUCAAAAUGCAAGAAAACCAGAAACUCUGAACCCCAAAUAAAACAAUUAGGCUAUCAUAGCUCCACUGUCCAACAGUGAGGAAAAAACGUAACCAGGCUACAUCCAACAUACGCCAUAUCUGGUGCAUAGUGGUACAGUAAGGUGAUACAAUUUAUAUUAUGUAAAUUUAAAUAUUACAAAACCGCCUCGUAUUAACAAAUUAGGGUAUUUAUUUGCCGAUACCGAGCCGCCCCCUCUUCCCCGCUGGUAAGGAAAACGGGACAGCACACUAGCUGCAUGAGUAGGAUGUCGUCAUCACGUACGAAGUCUUGUCCACCUCGCGACAGUGACGACACAGCUCCCGGAAGAGGGUUUCGGGCAUGAGUGUGUUGCUGGUUGAGGCCUUCUACGGAGGCUCUCACAAACAGCUGAUUGACCUUCUCCAGGAGGACCUGGAGGACUGCGUCACCUACACACUGCCAGCCAAGAAAUGGCACUGGAGAGCCAGAACGGCGGCCAUAUAUUUCAUGCAGACCAUUCCAGCCAGUUCCUCCUACAGAGUGCUGUUGGCCAGCUCGGUGCUCAACCUGGCGGAACUGGCCGCCCUCCGACCCGACCUGGCCCGGCUGAAGAAGGUCCUGUACUUCCACGAGAACCAACUGAUCUACCCGGUCCGGAAGAGCCAGGAACGGGACUUCCAGUACGGAUACAACCAGGUCCUCUCAUGCUUGGUGGCAGAUGUAGUGGUGUUUAACUCUGCUUUCAACAUGGAGUCCUUUCUCACGUCCAUAUCUGCUUUCAUGAAGCUGAUUCCUGACCACAGACCUAGAGCUCUGGAAGCGCUCAUCAGACCCAAGUGCCAAGUGCUCUACUUUCCUAUCGAAUUUCCCCAUGUCAAAAGGUUUUUCCCGGCACACAAGGAAGAGGUGUACGCUGCGGAAAAGGGAGAAUCCCUGGCCAUACCGAACCAGGCCAGUCCCCGGAGCUGCACCGAGGGGACACAGCCGACCCCAAAACAUCUCUCGGGAUCCCCUGCGGGACCCCAGGAGGAGACCCAUGACCUGAGCCAGCAGGGGGCGGCGCAGUAUGGAGACCCUGGGGAAGGGAUUCCUUGCCAGGAGGACGAUGAUGAGCUAACUGAACUGAAACCCUGCAAAGUGGAAAAGGACUCUGAUGGAAGCCCUGAUCAGCAGAGACCCCUGCACAUCGUUUGGCCCCAUAGGUGGGAACACGACAAAGACCCGGAGGUCUUCUUCAAGACGUUACUGAAGCUGAAAGAGAAGGGACUGCGCUUUCAAGUGUCCGUCCUUGGCGAGACCUUUACCGAGGUGCCAGAUGUAUUUGCCGAAGCCAGAGAGAAGUUGGAUGCCUGCGUUUCUCAUUGGGGCUAUGCACCUAGCAAAGAAGACUACUUCAGGGUGCUUUGCCAAGCAGACGUUGUCGUUUCCACAGCCAAGCACGAGUUUUUUGGAGUGGCAAUGCUAGAAGCUGUCCAUUGUGGCUGCUAUCCACUGUGCCCGAAGGCUUUGGUGUAUCCUGAAAUAUUUCCUGCUGAAUAUCUUUACUCGACACCUGAACAGCUCUCUAAGAGACUGCAGGCUUUUUGCAGGAGGCCCGAAGUCGCAAGAAGACAUCAUGUUAAGGUUGACACAUCUGCUUUUUCCUGGGCUGUUCUGAGGAAGAAGUUCAGGUCCCUCCUGGAUGCCGAAACCACCGGAGUUCAGUGACAGAUGCGGCGGAGUCACGGGCUCACAGCCCGAGGCGGGAUCCAGGUCCGGAACCUUCCAGAGCCUGUCGAUACUCACCUGAUCAGAGAGGAGCAGGGCAGGGCGGGGCAGGCUAGAGCGCUGGAAGGGGUGGGGGGGAUGUGGGGGGGGGGGGGUUCUACUAGCCCAGCCCGACUGCCUGUCACAGCUGACACCGAGCCAUCUGCCCAAAACCUGUGGCGCCCUCAGAUCUCCCCUCCCUGUGGCGCCCACCCCCGCCCCGAAAUUAAACCCAGACUUGUGCGCACGUUUCCAUGGCUGCGCAUGUCCCCGAAUUCCCAGACAGGAGACCUGUUUUUUUCAUAUAAACUUUCUUUUAAAAGUGUAUUUAUUUUGUACCUAGCAAAAAAAACAAAAAAACAAAAAUGAAACAUAAAACGCAUGACCGCGGUCGUGCAUCCCACACGUGUGGUGCCACGUUCCCAGUUUAUGGUCAGGUCUCUUUUUGUCGUCCGCGCCGGAAUUCUCCUCUUCCCUCUCCCGGCUCCCGCUGAGGCCGAGAUCGGGCACUCCAGGCACUCCCGGCGCUCCUGCGCUCAAGUGCGGCGCGGCACCAGAUUGCCAGGUCGCCAUGGCGCCCUCAAAUUCGCAAAGGGGCCUACGGGUGGCCCCUCAUGCCCUCUCGAGGAAAUUUGGCACCUGUCCACCAAUCACGGUUUCGGCAGCGGGAGCACUUGCGUUCGCCGAUUGCCCUCUUUAGCCAAUGAGUGGCUGUGGAAAAGGGGGGUGGGGAUGGGGGUGGGGGGUGGGGCUUUUCAGCUCAGGCAUUAAUAAUGAGUGCUCUGGCAAAAAAGGGGGAGGGGUUAAGGUAUGAAUAAUGAGGGCUCUGUCAGGUAUUCCCCGGGUUUGCGGUGUAACAUUUGCAUUUAAUUAAUCUUGAAGAAAGCGGCAAGACAAACAGCUGUGAUUCAGAUCCGCACUGGGAAUACGCAGCGCAGGGCCUGCACGCUGAUGAAAUCAGAGCCAACAUGUUUGUUCAUGUUUGUUACCCCCCCCCCCCCCCACAUACUGUUGGGUAUGCUAAAAACAGUCACCCCAACAAGCAAGUAAUGAUUCAUAAUUUAUUUACCAUUAACACCGUGAGGCCCUUUCAUGGAAGUGAAAGGAUUAAUGAAGUAGCAUAAUUAUAAUCUUAGAAUUAAAUACAUGCUUCAUGAGGUAAUUCGGGCUGUGAAAGUAAAUUACCGCGCGGAAUUUCAUUUAACGUACACGCCGCGGCGGCCGUGACAGAAGGCGCAGGCUACAACAUUUGACUACACCCCAUUUGUUACCUUACUGUUUGUUGUUUUUCCGGCGGGACGGGGGAGAAGCGCAGUUGAUUUCCAUUUUGUCUCAGGCUGGGCUCCAUUUUGCCUGUCUGUGACAGCUUUUCUGAAGUUCACAUUGAGUUCCCGAAAUGUCAUCAUAUUCGCAGAACUGAAUUAGUGUUACCGUCUUCUUGAUGUAGUGUUUUUACUAGGAUUCAGCAAAUAAACAACAAACCUGUGCACUGUUUAUUAAAUGUUUAUUUUUGCAGGAAA
Molecule: messenger RNA, 3521 nt
Organism: Anguilla rostrata (American eel)
Lineage: Eukaryota; Metazoa; Chordata; Actinopteri; Anguilliformes; Anguillidae
Gene: qtman
Product: glycosyltransferase-like domain containing 1
Exons: 10
Coding region: 616-1962 (448 amino acids)
Molecular function (GO): glycosyltransferase activity
Source: RefSeq, a predicted model, not a curated record